Molecule: messenger RNA, 583 nt
Organism: Eupeodes corollae
Lineage: Eukaryota; Metazoa; Arthropoda; Insecta; Diptera; Syrphidae
Exons: 2
Coding region: 132-464 (110 amino acids)
Source: RefSeq, a predicted model, not a curated record
GUUAAUGUUUUUAAGUCAUUAGUUUGUGAAAUUUAGAAAUUUCAAUGGUAUAAAAGAUUAAGGCAAUUUAGAAAACACUAUCACAAGUUAUCUUCAACUCACUUAAGGCACUCAAAAUAAUUGUUAACAAUAUGAAGCUUUUCUUAUGCUUGGUGGUAUUGGUGUUUGCGGCAGUCAACGCAGAGACUCCGGAAGCAGAGGCCUCCCAGGCUAAAGCAGUGAUUCUCGUACAAUCGGCACCACAACUCUUGAAGCCAAAACCAUUGGCUCCAUACAAGCCACUACCUCUUAAAGUAGUGAAGCCCAAAGCAAUACUUAUAUCAAGUCCACCACAACCUUUGAGACCAAAGCCAACAUUAGCUCCAUACAAAAAAAUAGCAAUUAAGGUUGUUCCAAUUCCAACUCCAGCACGCAAGCCCGUUAAUAUCCAAAAAGGCGCAGCCGGUGCAUCGUGGUGGGGAUAAGUUUCAGAUAAUCUCUGGAAUAAGUCUGAAAUAUAAUGUUUUACGAUACAUGCAUUGAUAUGACAAUACAUAUAUAAACAAAUUUCUUUUUUUAAAUUAAAAAACAUAAUUAUUUGCAA